Molecule: messenger RNA, 2208 nt
Organism: Trichomonas vaginalis G3
Lineage: Eukaryota; Parabasalia; Trichomonadida; Trichomonadidae
Exons: 1
Coding region: 1-2208 (735 amino acids)
Biological process (GO): cell migration; regulation of Arp2/3 complex-mediated actin nucleation
Cellular component (GO): plasma membrane; lamellipodium
Source: RefSeq, a predicted model, not a curated record
AUGCAAGGAAAUCAAGAAGUGAAAGAGUUUUUUCAUCAGCGAGGAGAAGAUGUGAUACUAAUUACUGAAGUUACGAAGAUACAUGACCAUGGAGGUAAAAGUCAGCGAAAACUCGCAAUAACGGAUAACGAAAUCGUUUAUUUUGAUAUCAAGAAGAGUCAAGUCGAAAUACUUAGAUGUGGUGUAUGGUUUGAACUUGCUCACAUUGAUCAGUUUGAUGAGAAUGAGUGUAAACUUCUCUUCAAUACCGAAAUCUUAUUUCACUUUACUUAUAAAGAUAAAAAUGAAGUACCUUUAGCAAUUAAUUACGUGAUACAGCAACUCUUUACUAACGAUGAACAAAUCAAGCUCAAUUUUUCAAGAAAUCAUUUUCCUGAGCAUAUUCCUUCUCCUCGAUCAAUAUUUGCAAAGUUUAUGCAUAUUCGUUCAUUACAACAUAUCGAAAUACCUGAUAAUGACAUUCAAAAAUUUAAAUUAUCUUUAAUGCUCAAAAAACAUCAAAUAAACAUAACAGAAUACUCUUCAAAUACUAUUCCUUUGAUUAUUAAUACAUUACAAAUGUCGCCAUUGAUAAAUGAAGUGAUUAUUAAUGGAAACAAUGAUUAUCCAGGCUAUAAAAUAUUUUCUGAUUUAAUUGCAUGCGAAGGAAAGUUUUCACAUAUUACAAUUGAUUCAGUACCAUUUUCAUAUGAAUUUAAUACAGCUAUGGAUAUUCUUUGUAAAUUCCAAAAUCAUUUUCUUACAGGAUUAACAUUUAUCAAUACAUCACUUGGUGAAGAAGAACUAGAUUUAUUAUCACAAGCAUAUUUAAAUACAAAGAUGCAUUCUCUUGGUUUCCACAAUGCCAUUGAACAGAGCUCAAUAUUAAAGUUACAAACAUCAUUUUUACCAUCAUUAGGAUCAACAAUAACUAUGUUAACUCUUGAUAAUACUUUAGGAUUAAAUAUCAAAUCAUUUCUUAAUAAAAUGCCAAAAUUAAACAAAUUAUCAUUAUCAGGAUGUCAAUUAGAUGUCAUUGAUACUAUUAAUGCAAUAACAAGUUGUUCUAAGGUUUCAUUGAGAUCAUUGAAUUUGAAUCACAAUCAAUGUUUUAAAUAUCAUGAAUAUGAUUUACCUAAAACACUUACAACACUAUUGAUAAAUGAUAUCAAAUGGGGUCCAAGUGUUUUCCCAUCUUUUUUUGCGAAAUUGAUAUCAUUUGGAAUUCCAAAGUUUCGACUUUCUGUUUGUUCAAUUAAAAUUAGUUCAGAUGAUUGGAACUCAACAAAUAAAAUCUUUGAAACAUCAUCAGGAGAGAAUUUUCACACAUUUAUAUGGGAAAACAAUAAAAUUACUCCACAAUUUAUUAUAUUUAUGAAAACUUUAUUCCAUUUACAAGUAUUAUCAUUAAAGUCAUGUAUUAUUAGUGAUAUUCCAACAACUAUUCGUGAUUUAUCAAUCAACAUCAUCUAUUUAGUUAAUUUGAAACAAUUUAUCAUGUCUAAUUGUGAAUUAGGAUUUGAAACGAAUAUUAUUCUUAACAGUUUAACACAUCUUGAAAAUGUUGAAUAUAUUGAUGUUAGUUUUAAUUCUAUUCCAGAAGAAUGUCUUUUGAUGAUUCCACAGCUUAAAUUAUCUAUGGAACAUUUGCAAUAUGUAAUUGUUGAUGGAUCACAAAUGAAAUUAGAAACUGUUGAAAAACUUAUUGCUGAAAUUAUUUCUAAGAAUUUUCAUAUCAUUCCAUUUCCUUUGUUUGAUAUUUCAACACUUCUUGAAACAGGUUCUUUGUCACCGCAGAAAUACAUUGAUAUUGUUCGUUGUUGGAAACUUUUUGAUCAUGACAAUCCAGAAAAUACAUUUUCACAUGUUUUUGAAGAAAACUUCGAAAUUUAUUCAUUCAACAAAUACGAAUUGUUCCGAUAUUACUAUCGAACUAUCGAGGAAUCAGAAAAAUCAAUCCUUCGAUCAAAGAAAAUUAAACGAAAACCAAUGAAAGUCAAUUUUAUUGAGCAAAACCAAAUUAAUUCAUCACCAAAACAUCAAGAAUCAAAAGUUAUUCAUCAUCGAACUCGAAAUAUUAAAACGCUUGAAUCAGAUCGAUCUAAAAUAGAAGACAGAAUAUCUCUUUCAUUUCCCCUUCCUCACAUUCCAGAUCCAUCUUCUUCUAAAGAAGUAAGGAUGCUUGAGAAAAAAUAUUCAUUAUCAAAAUUGAAACCUUCUAUCAAAUAA